GUAAAACAACUACUUUGAUGAUCCUUCCUUUUUCCUUCCGGCUUCCCUUAGUUCACUCGACUCAAAAACUCCAAGAGUCAAUUUCCGCCCACAUUGGCAAACUCAAGUUCUUCUUCUUCUUACAGCAAUUAUUUUUUACAGAAAAUGAAAUUGUAAUAAAAUAUCAGUUAAUAACUGAUUCAUUCAGACAAUUCAAACAAACUUAUGUACUGUUCUAAAAGUGGUGACAUAAAUAUCCCCAGUUCAGUUUGAAUGUACAUAGGAAACAUGCAAAACACCAACUCAUGAAAUUCCUACCGCUCUUCUUCAGUCUCCACUUCAGUUUUGACCAUCUUUAUUCUUCUCCCUGUUUCAUACUAUCUCACUGCACUCCCAAUUUCAUCCUGUAGUUUGGAUUGUUUUUAUAAUUUCUGGUUUUUUUUUUGUAAGGACAUGGCAAUUUCAGAUAUUGAUGCCGUGGUGGAAUUCUUGAGAAACAAUGGGUUUUCCGACUCGGAAUCAGCUCUGAUGGAGGAUGUUAUGGAGAAAUCCCAGCUUGGUUCUUCUGAUUUCCAGAGAUUCCUAUUUCCAAUGGUGCCUCCACCUCCGCCUGUUAAAAUUCCGGCCACUUCUCGGCGGCAUCAGCCGGGGCCACCUCCUGAUGAUGCUGGUGGUUUGAGCUCCGCUUCUGAUGAUGAUGAAGACGAGUUUGUGAGUUUAGCUUCUUCUACCACUGAAUUGUGCUCUUCAGAUUUUACAAAUCCCUACGGCAUUCGUACUACCACAAGGCCGAGUUCGCAAGCUUCAUCAGAUAGGAUGUCUCAGUUUGGCACUGCCCGAGAUUAUCAUGAGUUUGAUAUGCAGAAUGAUCUCUACUGGUAUAAAGAGAAAGAUGAGGAUUAUAUCAUGCCACCUCUCUUUGGCAUGUCUGACUUAAAUGGUGACCCUACCGAGGAUAAAUUUGUAAUGACUGUUGAGACCGGGAAUAGCAGCGAUUAUAGUUCGAAUAAUCAUAUAUCUGAAACCUACCACUCUCUAGGUAAUGUGAACUUCUAUGAUGGACAGUGGCCGAUAGCCUUUGAGGAGAAGAAAGAUAAUGCCAGUUUCAAUGAUUAUUAUGAUUUUAAAAGAAAUGUGCAACCUAAAGGAAUUCCUAAGACAGUUCAACAAGAUUUUGUGGAUCAUUCUUAUCCAGCGCCACUCUAUGCUUGCUCUGGUGAAGCAGGAAGAAAUUAUGCUGAAGAUACUGCAGAUUUUGCAAAUCUGAAGGAAAAAGUCACAGAUGAAGACACAGCCACAGGAUGUGAUGCUUACCAGUGUAUCAAGAAAAACUCUACACAUGAUUGCAAUAGAGAAUUUAAAAGUCCUGAACUCCCUGAAAUCCAAGGAACUGAGGAAAAUUACCAUCCAGAUGAAAAUGGACACUGUCAACCUUACGAAAAUGGUGUAGUGGCUUCAGAGACCUAUGACCCUGAUCCAAUAGCAGACGAAGGGGUUGCUGCUCCUUCCGAUGAACUUCUGGCUUAUGAGACUAAGGAGGAGGAUUAUGAGGUCUUCAGCUUAAGAAUCAUACACCGUAAAAACAGGACUGGUUUUGAAGAACACAAGGACUUCCAUAUCAUUCUAAAUAGUAUUGUUGCUGGUAGAUACUAUAUCACUGAAUACCUUGGUUCAGCCGCUUUCAGUAAAGUUGCCCGGGCACAUGAUCUUCACACUGGAGCAGAUGUUUGUUUGAAGAUCAUAAAGAAUGAUAAGGAUUUUUUUGAUCAGAGCUUAGAUGAGAUCAAACUUUUGAAGUAUGUCAACAAACAUGAUCCUGCCGACAAACACCACAUCUUGCGGUUAUAUGAUUAUUUUUACCAUCAGGAACAUCUAUUCAUUGUUUGUGAACUUCUACGAGCAAACUUGUAUGAGUUCCAGAAGUUUAAUAAAGAAUCUGGUGGAGAGCCCUAUUUCACGUUGAGCAGACUGCAGGCCAUAACUCAGCAGUGUCUGGAGGCAUUGGAGUAUUUGCAUGGCUUGGGAAUCAUGCACUGUGAUCUAAAGCCUGAGAAUAUUCUCAUAAAAAGUUACAGAAGAUGUGAGAUAAAAGUAAUCGACCUAGGAAGCAGUUGCUUUCAGACAGACAACUUAUCACUAUAUGUGCAGUCUCGUUCUUACAGGGCUCCUGAAGUGAUCCUUGGUCUUUCUUAUGACCCGAAGAUUGACAUUUGGUCACUUGGUUGCAUUUUGGCUGAGUUAUAUUCAGGGGAGGUUCUUUUUCCAAAUGAAGCAAUAGCAUUGAUUCUUGCACGUAUGGUAGCAGUACUAGGUCCAAUUGACAUGGAAAUGCUACAAAUGGGUCAGGAGACGCACAAGUAUUUUACAAAAGAAUAUGACCUUUAUUACAUGAACGAGGUAUGUAAUUUCCAGUGUUUGAAGAAUCAGGUAGUUUACAUUCUAAUGACAAGUAGGUAGUUCUGCGUUUUGAACUUCUUCUUACUUGGGUUGGUUGGUUCUUCAGUGUUUCAUAAGGGCAUGUAGAAAGAAAGUCAUGUUACAUUCCUGAUUCGUGCUUUUAGUAAGGAAACUUGUGAGAAUUUUGUUCUUUUUUCCCCAGUCCGUAUAGUGUUUUCCACCCAAGGCCUUUGAAAUGGCCCAUCUAUUUUUAGUCAGCGGAAAGCUCACUUUUGGAUACAGAGAGGUGACCUCCAUUUAGAAGCUGCACCUUAUCUUAAACGUAUUCAUGAACUGGAAACAAAGAUACAAUGAAAAACAAAAACUUGAUUCGAUAUUGGUGCAUUUGUUGCUACUUACAAAACAAGACCUUCUACUCGAGACUGUUGCCAAUUUAGGGGGCUAAUCAGCAUAAUGUUGGUCAUCGUACUGUUAAAGAGAUAGCAUAACAAAUCGGCAUGUUAAAUUGUAUCACCAGUCAAAGGAGGAACACUGUGGAUCUUUAGAUAUACAUGACCACCAGUAGCAACAAUUUAGCCUUUAUCCUUCAUCUCUGCUGAUAACUUGUGACAGUUUCUUAGUGAUCUUUAUGAGGUGUUUUUCUUCUCUGUAUCACUGAUCUCACGUCAUAACAUUUACGUACAGGAAACAAAUCAGUUGGAAUACAUAAUAGCUGAAGACUCAUCACCACUGGAGCAUCACCUCCAAAUUUCUGAUGUCUUGUUCUUGGAUUUCUUAAGCAGAUUGCUUGAGAUUAACCCCGAAAGAAGGCCAACUGCAAGGGAAGCAUUAGAACACCCAUGGCUUUCUCACUCCUAUGAUGAAUUUAGCCCCUCUUGAACUACCCAAAGUGGUUCCGUCUAAGUAAAUUCCAAGGGUAUGUAUAUGUCUUUAAUCCACUCAAAGGGCUCACCUUUCUGCAGUUCUAAUUUGGUCAGUAAAUACAUGGUUGCUUUGGUAUUUCCUAUAGAGUAAGAGAAUGUUGCUCAGUUCUGGAACUUUUUGCUCCGUUGGGCAUUUUUGGGGCCUUUUUUCAAGCUCUUGUUUUAUAUGAUUUUUUUUUUUUUUUAAAUAGAGUAAAGGAUUGCACAGUUUUCCGUUGUCACAUAGCCAGACCACAUAAUAUUGAUGUUCACAUUGUAUUGAAAACAGUAUACCACUUGUAUUUACCAACGCUAUUGAGCAAAUAAAAGUGCAUUGAUCGAAACAGCUUUGUAUCUGAAUUCCUAUGCUUGUGUAAGCUUCCUGGGUUAUAGAAAUCGUCAGUCUAGAGUUGGUUCUGGAAAAUUGCUGGAUGCAAUCAUUUUUUGGGGGUCGUUUGCCGCCAUUUUUUUUUUAGGUCUUUUCCAAGCCUUGACAGAGCUCACACGCAACAGCCAACUAGCAAAAUUUGAAGUUCUGAAGUUAAUUUGACUUUGUGGGCGCUAUAAUAUUUGGACAUUCUUAGGAAUUGUCAAAAGUCAAGUAAAUAACACCCGAAAUAAGCUCAUCUUAGACACUCU
This is a messenger RNA of Oldenlandia corymbosa var. corymbosa, 3917 nucleotides long. Lineage: Eukaryota; Viridiplantae; Streptophyta; Magnoliopsida; Gentianales; Rubiaceae. The record is from the annotation of a GenBank genome assembly.